CACAAAACAGACACAAACAUUCACAUAACAGAAACAAACCUUCACCCUCAUCACCGUCACUUUCUUCUUCUUCUUCUUCUUCUUCUUCUUCUUCUUCUUCUUCUUCUUCUUCUUCUGUUCUUCUAAUCUACCGCACAAACAAGGUGCUGAAAACCUAGAAAAUGGUGAAGAUUUGUUGCAUUGGAGCCGGGUAUGUUGGAGGGCCAACAAUGGCGGUGAUUGCAUUGAAGUGCCCUAACGUUCAAGUAACCGUGGUGGACAUAGCAGAACCAAGAAUCAAUGCGUGGAACAGCGGAACCCUGCCGAUCUACGAGCCAGGGCUGGAUGAUGUGGUGAAGCAAUGCAGAGGGAAGAAUCUCUUCUUUAGCACGGAGGUGGAGAAGCACGUGGCGGAGGCUGACAUCAUCUUUGUUUCCGUCAACACGCCUACAAAGACUCAGGGCCUCGGCGCAGGCAAGGCGGCCGACUUAACUUACUGGGAGAGCGCUGCCAGGAUGAUCGCCGACGUCUCCAAGUCGGACAAGAUUGUGGUUGAGAAAUCAACUGUCCCUGUGAAGACUGCAGAGGCAAUUGAGAGAAUCUUGACACAUAACAAGAAAGGAAUCAAUUUCACAAUUCUAUCAAAUCCUGAGUUUCUUGCUGAGGGAACUGCAAUUCAAGAUCUGUUUAAUCCUGAUAGGGUGCUAAUUGGUGGAAGGGAGACACCUGAGGGGCAAAAAGCCAUAAAUGCCCUCAGAGAUGUGUAUGCUAAUUGGGUCCCUAAGGAGAGGAUCCUCUGCACUAAUCUCUGGUCUGCUGAAUUGUCAAAGCUUGCUGCUAAUGCUUUCCUUGCGCAGAGGAUUUCCUCUGUCAAUGCAAUGUCUGCAUUGUGUGAGUCAACUGGUGCUGAUGUUACGCAGGUUUCGCACUCCAUCGGGACGGAUUCUAGAAUCGGGCCCAAGUUCUUGAAUGCCAGUGUUGGAUUCGGUGGAUCAUGCUUCCAGAAGGACAUACUCAAUUUGGUCUACAUUUGUGAGUGCAAUGGUCUCCCUGAGGUUGCCAAUUACUGGAAGCAGGUGGUAAAGGUGAAUGACUACCAGAAGUCGCGGUUCGUGAACCGGGUGGUUUCGUCCAUGUUUAAUACAGUUUCAAGCAAGAAGAUCGCGAUCUUGGGAUUCGCCUUCAAGAAGGAUACAGGGGACACAAGGGAGACACCAGCUAUUGAUGUAUGCAAGGGACUCUUAGGGGACAAGGCCAGAUUGAGCAUAUUUGAUCCUCAAGUAACUGAAGAUCAGAUUUUGAAGGAUUUGUCUAUGAAGAAGUUUGAUAAGGACCACCCUUCACAUCUUCAACCUGCAAGCCCUACUUCAAUAAAACAAGUUUCUAUUGUUGGUGAUGCAUAUGAGGCAAUUAAGGACUCACAUGGUAUCUGCAUUCUAACUGAGUGGGAUGAGUUCAAAAAGCUUGAUUAUCAGAAGGUGUUUGAUUCAAUGCAGAAGCCAGCAUUUGUAUUUGAUGGAAGGAACAUUGUGGAUGCUGAUAAGCUCAGGAAAAUUGGCUUCAUUGUUUAUUGCAUUGGAAAGCCAUUAGAUCCAUGGCUCAAGGACAUGCCUGCUGUGGCAUAAUAUAUUAAAGAAUACAAAAUAAAAAGUUAUAUACAGAGGGAUACUUCUGAUUCAAGAUAAAAUGCAUCAUAUCCUGGUAUAUGUUGGAAUGUUCUCAUUCUUUUUUUACUUAACACUUUUUUAAAA
Molecule: messenger RNA, 1730 nt
Organism: Arachis duranensis
Lineage: Eukaryota; Viridiplantae; Streptophyta; Magnoliopsida; Fabales; Fabaceae
Product: UDP-glucose 6-dehydrogenase 1-like
Exons: 3
Coding region: 162-1604 (480 amino acids)
Biological process (GO): glycosaminoglycan biosynthetic process
Cellular component (GO): cytosol; nucleus
Molecular function (GO): UDP-glucose 6-dehydrogenase activity; NAD binding
Source: RefSeq, a predicted model, not a curated record